CACACGCCGUCUCGCCCGCCGAGGACGAAGCUUUUUCCGGGACUCGUGCAGGACACGCAACAGCCCCAUUCGAUCACGUCGUACACGCCCAGAGCAACUCCUGAAGAGACCCUGCCGCGAGCCCCUGGCGACCCAGGCUCGGGCGAGCUUCUAGUUUCCGCCAGCGACUCGAAAGAGCUCUCGUGUCACCUUCCGCGGCUUUGAGUUCGAUGCAAUCAUCGGUAGAAGCCCUCGCGCGCCCGAGAAGGAUGAAAGGCUCAGGGGUGUUUCACGGACGCUGAACACGAGGAGGUCAUUUAUAUGCAGCAGCCUCCGCUGAAUUUGACGUCAGCCCCUUCUCCUCGAAUCUUUGAUCCCUCGAACCACGCCGCCAGCCAGCUGCCUCUCGAUUUCUCGCUAACCUACUCUUUCGCUACCGAGCCCCGGAACCCUUCGCCCUCCGCUUUUCAUAGCACAACACAAGCAUAAUAUUUCCGGGCACAUUUCAUCCAACAUGAACAGGUCACAGUACUCUCUCAUCGACGAGUCAACAAACGAGCAUGGGCACAGGUCGCAGGAGCGACGGUGGCGGAGCUUCCGGCACAUCCUGCGCCGUACCACCACCAGCCGGACGAGCAGCCGGACGUCUACGGAAACACAAGCUUCGCCGAAGCUCUCGCCCCCUCCCUCCCCACCUCCGAGCUCUCCAAGC
This is a messenger RNA of Trametes versicolor FP-101664 SS1, 691 nucleotides long. RefSeq lists its product as uncharacterized. The transcript is spliced from 3 exons. The coding region runs from base 301 to 468 and encodes 55 amino acids. The record is from RefSeq and is a predicted model, not a curated record. Lineage: Eukaryota; Fungi; Basidiomycota; Agaricomycetes; Polyporales; Polyporaceae.